AUGAAAAAUGGCGCUUAUUGCAAGUUUUGUGUAGUAUUUUCAAAAUGUGGUGGAAUAGGGAAUCAGCCUUUAAAUAAAUUGGUAUUUGAAGCAUUUGAUGCAUGGAAAAAAGCUUUAGAGACAUUUCGUAAACAUUCAGAAUGUAGUUACCAUAAAUCUGCUGUUCUUAAUGCUGAUCAUUUUGUUGGUAUAUAUACAAAACAACAACCAUCAAUUGUUGAGGCUGUUGAUACUGAUAGGGGACACAGAGAUUCUGGAAAAAUUAAUGUCAAUGAUGAUUCAAUUAAUGAUGGAAAUUUUCGUGCUAUUCUAAGAUAUAGAGGAAAAGGAGAUCAAUUUUUAAAACUAAAUCUAGAAAAUGAUUAUCGUUACAAAUACAUUGGGUCCAAAAUUCAAAACGAAAUGAUCAUUGCAUGUGGAGAUAUUAUACAAAAAAAAAUAGUAAAAAAAAUAAAUGAUUCACAGUGUUUCUCAAUCCUGGCUGAUGAAACAACAGAUAUCUCAACUAAUGAACAAUUAACUUUAUGUGUGAGAUAUUUGGAUACUCAAAAUAAUUUAUGUUUAAUUAGUUGUGGAGUUCAAUGUGAUUUCUUAUUUGGUCAAGGGUUUGAUGGAGCAAGUAACAUGUCUGGAAAGUUUAAAGGCGUUCAAGCGAUUAUCCGUGAACAGUAUCCACAAGCAAUAUAUGUCCAUUGUGCUGCCCAUUCACUGAACUUGGCUGUUUCUACUGCAAGCAAUAUUAAGCCUAUUCGAAACUGUUUAGGCAUAUUGGAAAAAAUGUAUGUGUUUUUUAAAACUCCAAAGCGUAAUAAUGCAUUGUUAAUUGCAAUCGAUGAAGGUGAUUUUGAACCUAAAAUCAAAACACUUAAAAGACUUUGUGCCACACGCUGGGUGCAGCGUUAUGAUGCUGUGAACGAUUUUGUCGAACUAUUCCCUUGUGUAGUGGCUGCAUUAGAAAUAAUUACAGAAUGGAAUGAUAGUUCUGCCACUGAUGCUGCCAUAUUAUUAAAAGCUAUUGAUAGUGAAUUUUUGAUCUCACUUCAAAUUACUAAAGUAAUUUAUUUAUUUUAA
Molecule: messenger RNA, 1071 nt
Organism: Aphis gossypii (cotton aphid)
Lineage: Eukaryota; Metazoa; Arthropoda; Insecta; Hemiptera; Aphididae
Product: zinc finger MYM-type protein 1-like
Exons: 5
Coding region: 1-1071 (356 amino acids)
Source: RefSeq, a predicted model, not a curated record